CCGGCGCAUGCGCGGAUCCUCCAGUCUUCUGCAGUCUGACAUCCCGGCCAGGAAGAGAAGAAGAAGAAGAAGAGAUGGCAGCUUAUAAGAUCGUCCUGAUCCGCCAUGGGGAGAGCACCUGGAACCAGGAGAACCGCUUCUGUGGCUGGUUCGAUGCCGACCUCAGCGAGACCGGGGUGCAGGAGGCCAAGAGGGGGGGCCAGGCCCUGAGAGAUGCCGACUACAAGUUUGACAUUUGCUACACGUCUGUCCUGAAGAGGGCGAUCCGCACCUUAUGGCUGGCCAUGGACGCCACCGACCAGAUGUGGACGCCGGUCAUCAGGACCUGGAGGCUGAACGAGAGGCACUACGGCGGGCUGACCGGCCUGAACAAAGCCGAGACGGCCGCUAAACACGGGGAGGCGCAGGUGAAGAUCUGGAGGCGGUCCUUUGACACCCCUCCCCCGACCAUGGACCCCGAUCACGAUUAUUACACCAUCAUCACCAAGGAUCGCCGUUACAGCGACUUGACGGAAGACCAGCUCCCCAGCUGUGAAAGUCUGAAGGACACCAUCGCCCGCGCCCUGCCGUUCUGGAAUGAUGAGAUCGUUCCAAAGAUCAAAGAAGGGAAGAGGGUCCUCAUCGUCGCCCAUGGCAACAGCCUUAGAGGGAUCGUCAAGCACCUGGAAAAUAUGUCCGAGGAGCAGAUCAUGGAGCUGAACCUUCCCACCGGUAUCCCCAUCGUAUACGAGUUGGACAAGAACCUGAAGCCCAUCAAGCCAAUGCAGUUCCUGGGAGACGAGGAGACGGUGCGCAAAGCCAUGGAGGCCGUAGCGGCCCAAGGAAAAGCCAAGUAGGGGGGUUUCUUCCCCCCCCUCCCCCGAGAACCCUCGCCUUCCAUCCCUUAGUUUUUACUUUUUAUCUCGGGAUUCCGAAAUGCAGCUGUACCGGAAACCUUGCAUCUAGGCAGCCGCCCAUUCACUUGUUCUCGUUACCCAUAAUGCAUCUCUCCACUGCGUUCCGUUCACCCCGUUUGUUUUUGUUUUUUUAAUAGGACUAGCUAGAGUAUGUGUCGUAAUUUAAGGAUGUUCGUGAAACGCGUCAGUUAUUGACACAUGGCAGCAAAUCAUGAUCAAUCGGUUAGAAGUGUGUUCAGGUUCAGGUUGCUUAAAGGGCAGUAAUGAAGUGCAGAGUGCAGUCACUCAUAGCAACCUACCAGGAAUUUUAUUGGGGGGGGUUGUUGCACUGUGCUCGUUGCCCUUUGUGCAGUCUCUGUAAACGGGGGCCCAUGUGUCUCCUCCUGUAAAUGGGGGCCCAUGGUGUCUCUAGGGGGCCCAUGGUGUCUCCUGUAAAUGGGAGCCCAUGGUGUCUCUAGGGGGCCCAUGGUGUCUCCUGUAAAUGGGAGCCCAUGGUGUCUCUAGGGGGCCCAUGGUGUCUCCUCCUGUAAACAGGGGCCCAUGGUGUCUCCUCCUGUAAACAGGGGCCCAUGGUGUCUCCUCCUGUAAAUGGGGGCCCAUGGUGUCUCUAGGGGGCCCAUGGUGUGUCCUCCUGUAAAUGGGGACCCAUGGUGUCUCUAAGGGGCCCAUGGUGUCUCCUCCUGUAAACGGGGGCCCAUGGUGUCUCCUCCUGUAUAUGGGGGCCCAUGGUGUCUCUAGGGGGCCCAUGGUGUGUCCUCCUGUAUAUGGAGGCCCAUGGUGUCUCUAGGGGACCCAUGGUGUCUCUAGGGGGCCCAUGGUGUGUCCUCCUGUAAACGGGGACCCAUGGUGUCUCUAGGGGGCCCAUGGUGUGUCCUCCUGUAAACGGGGACCCAUGGUGUCUCUAGGGGGCCCAUGGUGUGUCCUUCUGUAAACGGGGACCCAUGGUGUCUCUAGGGGGCCCAUGGUGUCUCCUCCUGUAUAUGGGGACCCAUGGUGUCUCUAGGGGGCCCAUGGUGUGUCCUCCUGUAAACGGGGGCCCAUGGUGUCUCUAGGGGGCCCAUGGUGUCUCCUCCUGUAAACGGGGGCCCAUGGUGUCUCCUCCUGUAAACGGGGGCCCAUGGUGUCUCCUCCUGUAAACGGGGGCCCAUGGUGUCUCUAGGGGGGCCAUGGUGUCUCCUCCUGUAAACGGGGGCCCAUGGUGUCUCUAGGGGGGCCAUGGUGUCUCCUCCUGUAAACGGGGGCCCAUGGUGUCUCUAGGGGGCCGUCUGUAAACGGGCCCCAUGUGUCUCUAGGGGGGCCCAUGGUGUCUCUAGGGGGCCGUCUGUAAACUGGCCCCAUGUGUCUCUAGGAGCCCCAUGUGUGUGACCAAACCUUUUAUACAUUUCACUGUUUUUUUGUUAACACUUCUUCUUUCUUUCCCCCAAUCACAUGCUGUAGAUUUUUUGUUAGCUGUUGUUUAUUUGCACGGACCAAUCACAUUCUUCACCAUGCACUGAAAUCGCCCCCCCCCCCCCCCCCCCCCCCCGCACGUCUUGUGCCUGAGGCAGAGUGUUGUGCGGAUCGCCUCCAAGCUCCAGUUUUUCUUCCGGUUCUCCGGUUUUUCCUGUUUCUGAUCUCUGUAAUUCUUCUGGCCUCGGCCCUCUGGCUCCUCGUGUUGUCCCCCCGCUGAGCACCCCAACACCGGUAGACGUUCAGAAGCUGGAGGGCCACAGGGAUGCCUUGGCGGAGUCCUUCUAUUCCAGUUCGGCUCCGCGUGGGCGGGGCGUUGCUCUAGUAUGACGGUUAGUACAUAAGCCAAUGCCGGCAGGUCAGUUUAUCAAUGUAGGUGAGCCAAGGACCAGCUUCCUGUUCUGACACUGAGACAUUCCAGAGAGAUCGGGGGCCCCUGGGGGGGGGGGGGGGGGGGCCACACGAUGUCACACUGUAGCCAUUUCCACCCGGCCUGAAUUUCCCACAGUUCCCUCCUGCAGGACACGACGGUACCGAUCGCGCGUAACGUGCAUUGAUCGCGUGUAACGUGCAUUGAUCGCGUGUAACGUGCAUUGAUCGCGUGUAACGUGCAUUGAUCGCGUGUAACGUGCGUUGUUCCAUCUCUGCUGCUAGAUAGAGGAUUAGGAGCUCCGCCUGUAAAGUGAACCCCUAUUCCGGCACUUGUUAUAUGACGGUUUGUUUGUCCAUUUUAUUUAAGAUCAUUUCAAUAAAGGAGUGAUGUGCAAUGAU
Molecule: messenger RNA, 3116 nt
Organism: Rana temporaria (common frog)
Lineage: Eukaryota; Metazoa; Chordata; Amphibia; Anura; Ranidae
Gene: PGAM1
Product: phosphoglycerate mutase 1
Exons: 4
Coding region: 75-836 (253 amino acids)
Biological process (GO): glycolytic process
Molecular function (GO): intramolecular phosphotransferase activity
Source: RefSeq, a predicted model, not a curated record